Molecule: messenger RNA, 1609 nt
Organism: Pistacia vera
Lineage: Eukaryota; Viridiplantae; Streptophyta; Magnoliopsida; Sapindales; Anacardiaceae
Product: probable disease resistance protein At1g51480
Exons: 3
Coding region: 320-1609 (429 amino acids)
Molecular function (GO): ADP binding
Source: RefSeq, a predicted model, not a curated record
UUUCCUGUAUCACUUCAACCCUCUGUUAUAGACAUCUCAGAGUAUGCUUUUCUUUUGCAUUUUCUUCUACUAAGUCGCCCCAAACAAAGUCCAAAACCAGAUCUUUCCUUGUAUUUGCUUGAACGUACUUUUACUGUAAUUGUUGAUCACUAGAUUUUUCACUCCUUCCCCUUCUUCUGGAUCCCCUGCUUCUCUUUCAGUAAGCAGCAAUAUCCAAAUCACUUCAUAUUUUAACUUGUAAUCCGAUUCUAUCCAAUUUUUGCAUCUAAAUUUCGCUGCUCUAUUUUCUCUAAGGAAGGAAAAGGAAAAGGGGUUGAGAAUGGAAGAAACUGCAGGGAAUGCUGUUUUAGAAGUUGGAAAGGGCUUAUCUGCUCCUGUAAGGCGUCAAUUUAUGUACUUGUACAACUACAAGAGCAACUUUGACGAUCUCAAAAAAGAAAUUGGAAAGCUCAAGGAUGCAAGAGAGGAGGUGAAGCGUAAGGUUGUUGCGGCUCAAAACAACGUGGAAACGAUCAAACAGCAGGUUGAAGACUGGCAGAGGGAUGUGGAUUCCAUCAUUGUUGAAGCAGAGCAGUUGAUUCAAGAGAAAACAAACAGCCGAUGUUUCAACUUGAUCACCUGUUACAAAAAUAGCAGGAAAGCAUCGAAAAAGGUGGAGGCUGUAACUGAAUUCCUGCAGGAAAAAGAAACAUUCAUUCAUAAAGUUUCUUUUCCUACCACUCGUGAAGACAAUAUUCGGCUUAAGAACAAAGAUUACGAGGAAUUUGAAUCAAGACUCUCAACUUUGAAAGGUGUGUUGAACGCUGUAGAAGAUGCCGAGGUAGGCAUUAUCGGGGUUUACGGAAUGGGUGGCAUUGGCAAAACCACGCUGGUCAAAGAAGUUGGUCAGCAAGCCAAGAAAAAACAGCUCUUGGAUGAGUUGGUUUUCGUAGAGGUAUCUGAUAAACCAGACACUAAAAAGAUUCAAGAUGAACUAGCAAAUCAGUUAAGUCUGAAAUUUGAGCCGGAGGGAGAAAGAGCAAAUAAGUUGUAUGCAAGAUUGAAGACAGAUAAGAAAAUCCUUGUAAUUUUAGAUAAUAUCUGGGAACAAUUAAAUUUGGAGGCUCUAGGAAUUCCUUGUGGAGAUGAUCGUGGGGGUUGUAAAGUAUUGCUGACAGCAAGAGAUCUUAAUGUGUUACCGAGUAUGGAUUCUGUGAAGUAUUUCCAAGUGGGUUUUUUAACCGAAGAAGAAGCUUGGAGCCUGUUUAAAAAGAUGGCGGGUGAUAUUGUUGAUCAAACAAUUAUUAAGCGGGAUGAUCUGCCAAAUGACGUAUGUAAGGAAUGCAGAGGCUUGCCAAUCGUCAUUACUACAAUAGCAAGAGCGUUAAGGAACAAGAGACUUCGAUCUCAAUGGAAAGAUGCGUUGCGGGAAUUGAAGAUGCCUUCCCCGACAAAGUUUGCAGGGUUACUGGAAAAGGAAUACUCAAAGAUAGCAUUGAGUUACAAUUAUCUAAAAGGUGAUGAACUCAAGAGAACUUUUUUAAUUUGUAGUCUAAUGGUAAAUGAUACUACCAUUUCUUCGAUGAUCGCGGCAAGGCCGUCAGCCGGGCGCCGAGACGGCCUAGUGUAG